This is a messenger RNA of Salvelinus sp. IW2-2015, 1200 nucleotides long. RefSeq names its product insulin-like growth factor-binding protein 5. Gene Ontology annotation, cellular component: extracellular region. The record is from RefSeq and is a predicted model, not a curated record. Lineage: Eukaryota; Metazoa; Chordata; Actinopteri; Salmoniformes; Salmonidae. Gene Ontology annotation, biological process: regulation of insulin-like growth factor receptor signaling pathway. Gene Ontology annotation, molecular function: insulin-like growth factor II binding; fibronectin binding; insulin-like growth factor I binding.
UUGAUCAGUCUGCUCAGAAAACUUAUCCGGAGGGGAAAGUAUUAGAAUCGUUUUCAAAGGAGGAAAAAUCCAGGUUUUGUGCAAAGAAUUGCAUUGCAACCAGAGAGGACAUAACUUCUGUCAAUUAAGAGAAACAAUAUUGCACCCCGAAGUGUAGUCUUUGGUGAUAUUUUUACUUGUUCUGUGAAUACUUUUAUUUGUAAAGAAUAUAUUUUUUUCCGUUUAUGUUGACUGAAGUGUGCUGAAAGCAUUCUCUUCAUUUUGAUGCGGACUGGUUUUUAGCUUUAUAAAUUGGAUCAUUUAACGCACGGGCAUUGCCUGUAAAUUGUAUUCACAUUUGGUGUUUAUCAAUUGCAAGACGAAUAUGUUUCUCAGUUUUUGUCUACUGCUGACAUUUGUCUUGGGGCUGACCGGGUCCUUUGGCUCAUAUGUACCCUGCGAGCCGUGCGACCAGAAGGCGCUCUCUAUGUGCCCCCCGGUCCCCGUCGGUUGUCAACUCGUGAAGGAGCCUGGCUGCGGUUGCUGCCUAACCUGUGCCCUAUCGGAAGGUCAGGCGUGCGGUGUUUACACCGGAACAUGCACCCAUGGCUUGCGCUGCUUGCCGCGGAAUGGAGAGGAGAAGCCCCUUCACGCGCUCCUUCAUGGCAGGGGAGUGUGCACGAACGAGAAAGGAUACAAACCCCUCCAUCCACCCAUAGAUCAUGAGUCUCUGGAACACGAGGACACCCUGACGACUGAGAUCACGGAGGACCAACAGCAGCCCGCCAAAGUGCCGCUCCUCCCCAAGCAGGACCUCAUCAACAGCAAGAAGAUCCAGGCGAUGCGCAAGGACAAGGACCGCAAGCGGGCACAGGCAAAACUGCGCUCCAUUGGCCCCAUGGACUACUCCCCACUCCCCAUUGACAAGCACGAGCCAGAGUUUGGUCCUUGCAGGAGGAAGCUGGAUGGGAUCAUCCAGGGAAUGAAGGACACAUCCCGUGUCAUGGCCCUGUCCCUGUACCURCCCAACUGUGACAGGAAAGGCUUCUUCAAACGCAAACAGUGCAAGCCCUCUCGUGGCAGGAAGCGAGGCAUCUGCUGGUGCGUAGAUAAGUACGGCUCGCAGGUUCCCGGCACAGACUACAGUGGGGGUGACAUCCAGUGCAAGGACCUAGAGAGCAGCAGCAUCAACGAGUGAAUAGGCGGCUCRGCCCCCACCCC